Molecule: messenger RNA, 567 nt
Organism: Morchella sextelata
Lineage: Eukaryota; Fungi; Ascomycota; Pezizomycetes; Pezizales; Morchellaceae
Exons: 1
Coding region: 1-567 (188 amino acids)
Source: RefSeq, a predicted model, not a curated record
AUGGCUGUCAGAGGCGACUUCGCAAAGACAUUGAAAUGUGUACGAAGCUUAAUAGACUUCCACUUAAUGGCGCAGUAUGGGACUCAUCCCACAAGCACACUGAAUUAUAUGGAGAGCUAUCUCGACGAUUUCUAUAAGCACAAGGAUAUCUUUUUAGAAUUCCAGGUAUACAAGAGGAUGAUUGGGGAUGCGAAAAAUCGGACAAAAGCCUUAAACGCCUCAGGCUCCCAGAGUGCUCAGCGAGGCUUAGAGGAGAUCCGCGAGAUACGAGAAAGGUCUCACUUCCACUUCAUCAAAUUGCACAUGUUAUCGCACUAUCGGGAACAUAUCGAGCACUUUAGGAGCAUUCCCCAGUACUCCACCGACAUCAGCGAACUCACCCAUGUACGUCAGAUAAAAGAGGCAUACGGAGUAUCCAACAAGAUCGAUGCUGCAACGCAGGUACUGGACUAUGGGGGGUGGCUGUUGGCAUUAGAGAUUCGAAUACUGAAUCUGAAAGACAUUGCUGGAGGUUCUGAUAGCACUGAUCACAUCCUUUGGAGCCAUCGAGAUAACUUGAAGGAGUAA